UUUCGUGAAGGCUGAAAGAGAAACUGGCUCAGCGAAAUGCUUUGGGGGCGUUUUCGGAAGCACCUGGUGCUAAUCAGUGCCUUGGGGUUCUUGAUAUUCUUGAUCGCCACGGGAAUAUCCUCCGCUAGAGGCACAAAAACGUACAAAGCAGAUAUUAAGAAAAAUGAUUAUCGCCGUGCAUCCUACAACGGGGCAGACAAGUACAACGUCUUAAAUGAAGACUUAGGUAAUGACAAGUCCAAUGAUGAAGGUGAAGACAAGCACUAUCGUCGCGACAACGAAACAUUGGUGUACAAUCAAAAUUCAAACAAGGACAGAGGCCCUGAUGAAGAUGCAGACAUGGAUAGCCGACAUGACUCCUACACAGGCAAGUAUCAACACAUAACAGGAGAUAGGUGGAUCGUCAUUACAACGAUUGCCUACCCAACAUCUGAUGUCAGAUUCCUGGCUCAAGUACCGGGAUGGAAAGUGGUGGUGGUCGGGGAUACCAAGACACCAAAUGAUUGGACGUUACCAAACUGUGUUUAUCUAAGUGUAGAAGACCAGCGCCACCUGGGAUUCAAGACAGUGUCUCUCCUUCCCACGCAAAACUAUGCCAGGAAGAACGUGGGAUAUUUGUUUGCCAUUGCUCAUGGUGCGAAGAUCAUAUAUGAAACAGAUGAUGACAAUCGACCACUUGAUUUACUUGAGAAUUUCAUCCAGGACGAAACGACGUGGGGACUGUUGUAUAAUGGGGGAAAACUUUUCAACCCAUAUCGUCACUUUGGACAACCCUCAUUGUGGCCAAGAGGUUACCCUCUCAGUUCUGUUGGAGAGAAUUUCUCAACUGAGUAUACACUAAGUCACUGGAAAACCCCGUCAAUGCAGCAGGGUGUGGUCAAUGGUGACCCUGAUAUGGAUGCGAUUUUCAGACUCACCCGGAAGAUUACAACUUCUAAACUCAAUGUGGCGUUUGAUGGAGAAGCCCCACCAGCACUUCUUCCUCCAGGAGUGUUCGCUCCCUAUAACUCCCAGAAUACCCUCUUCCUGUAUGAUGCAUUGUGGUCUCUCGUGCUUCCAACCACUGUUACAUUCCGAGUGUGUGACAUUUGGAGAGGCUACAUGGCUCAAAGGUUAAUAUGGGAGAUGGGUGGAAACUUAGGAUUCUUUCCUCCAAAUGCUUUUCAGGUAAGGAACGCCCAUUCUUACCUAAAAGAUGCUACUGAAGAAAAAGAUCUGUAUUUCAAAACAGAACGUUUUGUGGCCUUCUUACGUGUGUGGACAUGUGAAUCAUCUAAAUCCUUCUUUGAAUGUAUGACACAGUUGGCAUCUGACAUGGCCCAAAACGAUUUUUGGGGGGACACUGAUGCGAAACUGAUUUCAUUUUGGGUCCAGGACCUCAAAGCUCUUGGGUACAAGGAACCAGCAAGGGUUGCAUUUUCACAAGUCGGAACUGAUUCGAAAUUGUCAAAGCCAGAACGCCAAACUGAUCAAGAGUUUCGUGUCAAAUUCUGGGCAUCUGAACAGUCACCACCACUGAUAUAUUCAACAAUUAAGGAACAACGUGGCUUUACGUCGCAUGUCAGUCAAAUAUCUUCAUAUUGCAGAUUUCAGUCGUUAGAGGUGAAUGCUGUGAAGGGAAUAAGAACCUAUCCUCAUCUCCUUCUGAUAGUAGUCUUUAAGUCGCCCAACUAUCAGAACCUCCAGUUUAUAGAAACAUAUUACAGUGUCCACUUCCAACACAUUGUCUAUUGUGGAGCCAACAAAAAUCAGUUUGAGAAUCAAGCUAAUCUCCUCUCAAAGCCUGCUUCCUUUCUUGAGAUUGAUAUUGGUGAUAGGUGGAUCGCUCAAAACUGUUUAACUCAAGCAAUGAAAAUGCGGUAUAACGUUGAGGGCUAUCUUUAUACUGACAGUAACAUACUACUGAACACAUGGACUCGAUACGACCUUCCCUUAGGCCAACUCUGGCUUGGCAACUCAUCAGUUCAGCAGCAAAGUUCAAGUGGGUUUAUGUUUCCCAAUCUUAAGGAUGGAUUGGAAGCUAUUGUUAAAAAGUUUAAAUUGCCAGAUGGGAAUAGAUAUAGUGCUUUUGCACAAAAGCUAUUGGAUAAUUUGGAGAGCAAAGUCGAAUUAUUUAACGGUGGGUCAGAAAUUGCUUAUGUCCCUAAGAUAUACAAACAAGACGUCAUGUAUUUUGUCGAGCAUUUUUCAAAAUUAAGUAUGCCCGGUGAGUUCAUAUUUCCAACUGUGUUUGGUGGUAUUGAAAACUGGAAAAACGUUCAUAGAUUAACAGAAACGUAUUUAUCGUAUGAUGGAAACAGUCAAGACAUGAAAACAUUUUUGGCUUUAAAGGACGUGCUUCAUUUGCCCAGAACAACAUUUAUGCCCAAAGGAAGAAACUUCUUUUGCAACACAGUCUUCCCACUAACUUUGAAUAAUCAUUGAAAUACAGGCAUUGAUCGUGUUAUUCAUUUGAGAUUGUCUACUGGGAUAGAGACCUACCAUUUAUAAACAUUCACAAUUAGAUAGAAAUAAGCCAUCCAUAUGUAUUUCAUCGAACUUUCUCAUCCCCAACGUCAACCUGAAGAACAGUGGUCGGGCAAAAUUGAAAUAGAAAAAAUAGAAAAUUGAAAGAACAUAAAAUAACGUUUUUCACUAAUUAUGUAACCUAUAUUAUGACAUUCUUAAGUUAAAACACUUGGUGUCAACCUAUUAAUUACUUAUUGACGUAGAUCGAGUCGCUUUGCUCCGGUGCUGUUUUUUUUAUGAAUGUGCAAUUGUCUUUAUCACAUCAGGGCAUAUGUUUUUACAGCAGCAGGGGAAAUUGAGAUACGAAAACAUUGUAUAAUUUCACGUCAGAAUAGAAAUUAAGGGCGAGCAGGAGACGGGAAACAAAUACGGACAGCCUAACCAUCAUAAGGGACAAUUCAAAUAUAUCCAAAAUAUAUCAUUUUCGAUAUCUUGUUUCCCCAAAUAUAUACAAUUUAGCAUAUUUCUGUAUGUCCACACAUACAAUUUGGUAUAUUUUGAAUAGCCAAAGAAUAUCCAAGGUUUGUAUAUAUGGAUAGAUUUUACACUACUUCAUUCAGUUUCUUUCUUUUACUUUAGUGAGGGAUUAUUUGGUUGCAUACAGUGUGUGGUUGAUUGAUGUUUUCUUAUAUCUUCAUUGAAAAUGACACUAAUAAUUAUGUACCGGACAGGAUUCUUGUGGAUGUUACAAUACUAUUUUGAAACUAUUUUCAUUGUGACAACUAUACUGGAGGGUUAUACUGCAAUAAUUUGUAUUGAUUGAUGUCGACAGUACUUUACAUAAUAAAGAAAUAGAACAUUUGAGCAGACUUUAGUAACAGAAAGAUCAAUAAUGACAUAGUUAAUAUGUAUGCCAGCUUUUUACA
Messenger RNA from Haliotis rufescens (red abalone), 3374 nucleotides. Its product is annotated as probable glycosyltransferase STELLO1. NCBI's taxonomy places the organism in Eukaryota, Metazoa, Mollusca, Gastropoda, Lepetellida, Haliotidae. The record is from RefSeq and is a predicted model, not a curated record. The coding region runs from base 37 to 2424 and encodes 795 amino acids. The transcript is spliced from 3 exons.